CUGUGGGCUGCUGUUUUUUUUUUUUUUAACAUCUCCAGUUUUUAUUUUUACUGUCAAUAUUGUAACCCUGGAGCCCAUUGUGAAACAAUUGGUUUCUCAUGUUCCUUCUUACCUCUGACUUACUAUUCAAUGCUUAGCAAAGUAACAUUAUUUUUUCCUUUUAAGUUUGAAAGAAUCACCUGGUCACAUGGCAGAGGCAAGGAGGGAUAACCCGUUUUCACCUGAGUCUGACCCUUUUGUCACCAAUUCAUUUCCUGCUGGUCUGUGUUUCUCCACUGCCCACAGAAGAGAAAGAGGUGUGGUUCCCUAAUUCCUGGAGGAGGAAGAAAAGGACUGUCAAGGUCAGACGCUGCUGUGUCACUGGAGGCUACAGGAGUCACCCGCCAAACCAGAGUGCGAACUGCAAACCUCUGUUAUCACAGAGCCAAGGCAGUGCUGACUCCACCUCUCCCAGGCUGUAGACAGCUCACAGAUACUACUGAACCACACUCAGGAGGGGACACACUCUGCCUUGGCUCCCAACUCUGCAGACGGAGAAUAACACACACAGUCCUUGGAAACAACGCAUCACUGUGGCUGUUCUCUGUGCACACCCUGUGGGCCUUGUAGAGGAGGCUGGCCCUGUGGUGAUGGGAGAGAAGGGUCGCCUAAGCCGGGUGCUGUUGGAGUGCAGUCUCAGUGACAAGCUGUGUGUUGUUCAGGAGCAACAGUAUGAAGUCAUCAUUGUUCCAGCUCUCCUGGUUGGUGGCUUCCUCAUCCUUCUUGCAAUCAUCCUAUGGCUAUUUAUCAGAGGACAGAGAUCUCAAAGGCAGCGCCCUGGACCUCGGAGUACUGCCUCUGCAGCUGCAUCUAGUGACCUAAGGCAGGAGGGAGCAGGUCAAGGAGAAAAAGUGCUCCUGCCACUUAAGGAGACCUCCUCUGUGGAGAGUUUUCUACAAGCAGCCACACCUCAGUUGGCUAAGCUUCAGGUGCCCAGGGAACAACUCUCAGAUGUUCUGGGAAAGAUCCACAGUGGCAGUUGUGGGACCCUCUAUCACGCCAUGAUGACCACCAGAGGCGACCCCAAGCCAAAGAGUGUUGUCCUCAAGGUUUUAGAAGAACCUACUGGACUCCAGGAGGUCCAGGAUUUCAUAGGGCGAAUCCAAUUCUAUCAAUACCUGGGGAAACAGAAGAACCUGGUACAGCUGGAAGGAUGCUGCACAGAAAGGCUGCCCCUGUACAUGGUGCUGGAGGAUGUGGUCCCCGGAGAUCUGCUCAGCUUUCUCUGGACCUGUCGCAGGGAUGUGAUGACCAUGGAUGGCCUGCUUUACGACCUCACAGAAAAACAAAUAUAUCACAUCGGAAAGCAGGUCCUUCUGGCCCUGGAAUUCCUGCAGAAUAAGAAUCUGUUUCAUGGGGAUGUGGCCGCCAGGAACAUCCUGAUCCAGAAUGACCUGACUGUUAAACUCUGCCGACUGGGCCUGGCUUAUGAAGUCCAUACCCAAGGGGCCAUCUCCUCGGCUCGCAUCAGGACUAUCCCUCUCAAGUGGCUUGCUCCAGAACGGCUUCUCCUGAGACCUGCAAGCAUCAGAGGAGAUGUCUGGUCCUUUGGGAUCCUGCUUUAUGAGAUGGUGACUCUAGGGGCACCACCAUACCCUGAAGUCCCCCCCACUAGCAUUCUACAGUAUCUCCAGAGAGGGAAAAUCAUGAAGAGACCCAGCAGCUGCACACAUGCAAUGUACAACAUUAUGAAAAGCUGCUGGCACUGGAGUGAGAACAGUCGCCCCUUGCCUGGAGAGCUGCUCUUGCGCCUAGAAGCUGCCUCUAGAUCUGCAAAUGACAAGGCUGUGUUGCAAGUGCCAGAGUUAGUGGUGCCUGAGCUGUAUGCAGAUGUGGCUGGCAUCAGAGCAGAGAGCUUUUACUACAGCUACACCACUAUCCUUUAAAGAUGUCCUCAGACAAGUGACUUGGAAUCAGUUUCUUCAAGAACAGAGGGAAGGAACUUUCUAUGGGCCACAAAGGGAGAAAAAGGACAUGGAUCCCACAUUUUCCCCUAUACAUUUUCCUGGAAAUAUAAAAUGCUGCUGGACAAGGCUCUACCUCUACACACCAUGUAGUCUUGAACUAAGACUCACCAUCAAUCUGUCUGCCUCCCAGUCCAGAGGACCUGGGUACAAGUGGUGGACAGUGCCAUUCCCAAGGAGAUUUUAAAAAUCUACAAUGACUGUUGGGGGAUAGGGCAAAAGGGCUGGCCCCACCCAUCCCAGCCUGCUUUACUACUAAAAAGUUUUUUUUUUAAAUCUAAACUAUUACAGAGUAUAAAUAAUCAGAUGGUAUGAAUGAAUAGAACUCAACAUAGGAACUCGUGAGAAAGAAAAUUCAAGGUUCUUUUUCCUGAGAAGUGUAAGGUAAAUCAAAAGCUCCCUCAAGAAGAGAUCUUGUCUCUUCUACAUUGAGGAGAUGUAAAAAUUGUUUAGUCCUAGUCCAGUCAUGAAGAAUUGGAGAAGAACUAUAAGAAACAAUACUGAGUUUUUCCUUGAUUACAGAUUGAACUUUUUAUUGAACUCUGAGACAGGUGGACCCUGUUUGAAACUAUGUUUUAUAAGAAGCAGGAGUCUUUUUAUGGUUAUUAAGAACUUUGUUCAUCACAUUUGCUUGCUAGUCCUGCUAGACUAAGAAGAGUAAGUCUAAAGAACCAAAGGUAGAACUAGUGUGUGGUGUGUGUGUGGUGUGUGUGUGUGUGUGUGUGUGUGUGUGUGUGUGUGUGUGUGUGUGUGUGUAGUAGGAAG
This is a messenger RNA of Cricetulus griseus (Chinese hamster), 2768 nucleotides long. The record is from RefSeq and is a predicted model, not a curated record. NCBI's taxonomy places the organism in Eukaryota, Metazoa, Chordata, Mammalia, Rodentia, Cricetidae.